This is a messenger RNA of Quercus robur (English oak), 1636 nucleotides long. Its product is annotated as plant cysteine oxidase 2. The coding region runs from base 490 to 1350 and encodes 286 amino acids. NCBI's taxonomy places the organism in Eukaryota, Viridiplantae, Streptophyta, Magnoliopsida, Fagales, Fagaceae. The record is from RefSeq and is a predicted model, not a curated record. Gene Ontology annotation, molecular function: oxidoreductase activity, acting on single donors with incorporation of molecular oxygen, incorporation of two atoms of oxygen. The transcript is spliced from 5 exons.
AGCCCACUGGAAAGCAAACCAUGGCCCCUGGUUUUUUCUCUCCUUCAAAAACCGACUGUUUCUCUCCCUUUCAUCUAACCCUAAAAGCCUUCCUCUUCUUUUCCUCCUUUAUAUUCUGUCUUCAAUCUUCACCAACCAUCUCCAUCUACAACAACAACAACAGAGAAGAUGAUGCCAAUUCUCGCAUCUCUCAACUUUUUACACCCUUAAUUUCUCUGUACAGCAAUACUACUGUUGUAGAAACAUCAUUAGUAAUAGGUAUAAAAUAUAUUGCUCUGUUUUCCGUACUCUGUUUUCUCUGGUUUCUAGCCAUUUCUUUGAAAGUUUGGAACUUUGGUCGAUACCCAGAUAGUUUUUUGGUGUUUUGAGCAAUACCCAGUUCUUCAAUUCGUGUUUGGGUCAAUACCCAGAUCGCAAUUUUGCAUUUUUUUAUGUGGUGGGUGUGUUGGGCUUGUAUAUCGAGCUAUUUUGUGUGAAUUUUGAGGUUGAAUGGGGAUUGAGACGACUCGGGCUGAUCGUAAAGUUAAAGAAUUUCGUGAAUUGCCUACGGACACGAACACGAGUCCGAAUUCCAGGUCUAAGAGAAGCCGGCGACGUCAGAAGAAGAUGUUGCCGGUUCAGAAGCUAUUUGAGAUUUGUAAGGAAGUGUUUGCCAAUGGUGGGACUGGGAUUGUGCCUUGUUCUGAAGAUAUCGAACGGCUAAAAGCUGUUUUGGAUGAAAUGAAGCCGGGGGAUGUUGGCCUCGCUCCUGAGAUGCCGUAUUUCAGGACACAGUUGGCUCGGAGAACCCCGAAAAUUAGAUACUUGCACCUCUAUGAGAGUGACAAAUUCUCGAUGGGGAUCUUUUGCUUGCCACCAUCAGGUGUUCUUCCACUUCACAAUCACCCCGGAAUGACAGUUUUCAGUAAACUGCUCUUUGGGACAAUGCACAUCAAAUCAUAUGAUUGGGUGGCCGAUGCCCCCGAUGCCCCUAGCAACGCAUCUGCUGAUGUGAAUCUGCCAGAAAUCACUGCACCUGCUGCUCGUUUGGCUAAGGUUAAGGUCGACUCAGACAUUACUGCUCCUUGCAACACCUCCAUCCUUUACCCAGCUGAUGGAGGCAACAUGCAUUGCUUCACAGCAGUGACAGCGUGUGCAGUGCUGGAUGUGCUUGGCCCUCCAUAUUCUGAUCCUGAUGGCCGGCAUUGCACAUACUACCUUGAAUUUCCAUUCACCAAUUUUGCAGUUGAUGGGGUUUCAGUGCCUGAAGAGGAUAGGGAAGGUUAUGCAUGGCUUCAAGAGAGGGAGAAACCUGAGGACUUGACUGUAGAUGGAGCACCUUACAAAGGGCCAAAGAUUGUGGAAAAAUGAUCUCACCUAUGUUGACACUGGCUGAUGAUGUCCAGUCCUUGCAGCACCCAAACUUUUGUUUCAUUUUGUAUCUUGUUCUUGCGGUUCUUUUCCUUCAUCCUUUUUUUUUUUUUUUUUUUUUUUUUUUGCUUUAAAAAAGCUUUUUUUCCUGUGGGACAUGAGGGACUAGAUCCUUUUUUUCUCUCUACAGUUUAUGUACAUACUCUGAACCGAAAAAAAGAAAAAGAUACAAAGAGAAGUUCACUGGAAAAUUGAGCAUGAAAGUGAAUUGAGUUAAUUGUCAGCA